AUGACUGUUUUGCCACCGCAAUUCCACCUAUUGGAACUCAAUAUCAUCUCCGCCCAAGAUUUGCAGCCGGUAUGUCGUCGGAAUAUGCGAACCUACGCGGUGGCUUGGGUCCAUUCGAAGCGGAAACUCUCAACUCGAAUCGACACACAAGGCCACACCGAUCCUACAUGGAACGAUAAGUUCGUUUUUCGGGUUGACGAUGAGUUCCUCGACAGCGAGACCUCCACUUUAAUGAUUGAAAUCUACGCCGUGCAUUGGUUCCGCGACAUCCAUGUAGGGAGCGUUCGAGUCAUUGUUAAGAAUCUUAUCCCGCCGGUUUCUCCUUCACGCGGCGGCCGCCAAGAACUCCCACUAGGGAUGAGUUUCGUGGCGUUUCAGGUCUGGCGACCGUCGGGUCGUCCCCAAGGGAUUUUGAACAUCGGGGUGGCGUUGCUCGAUAAUUCGAUGAGGAGCAUGCCGUUGUAUUUUCAGAUCGGGUCGUCGGCGGUGGGUUACCGGCAUUUGAUGGGGGAAGAAGACGCGUUUCAAAGCUCUAAUAAUCUCAAGAUCCUUUCGAGCACUAAAAGCAAUGCCAAUAACAAUCACCUUUUGCUUCGUGACUCGAUCAAACCCGAAUUUCGACGAACGAAGAGCGAUUCGAGUUCGAUUUUAGGACCCAGGCCUAGACAAUCGAUGAAAGAAUCGUCGAUUGUCAAUGGCGGGCCGAUCGUUAAUGAUUUUGACCUAUGGAAAAACAACUACAAAGUUAAUUUAAGAGGAAAUUCGUUGGUCAAUUAUGUGUUCGAUAAAAGUAACGGGAUAGAGAUGAAAUCAAGUUCGAUUCUUAACGGUUCUAAAAAAAGGCCGAAAAUUUGGACCGAUUCCGAAAUCGGUCCCUCGCCAUCGGAAGUGGCCGCGGCGGUGGCGAGAAACAUGAACCAUAAUAAAAUGGGAGAGCUGGAGAGUUCGGUAGGUGAAGGGUGGAGUUUAGAUGGAAGCAUGGAAGGGCUCGAUUCGAGACUAGAACGGUGGAGAACGGAGCUCCCGCCGGUUUAUGACCGGAGUAAUGAAAUGUCGAGUUUACUUUCCGAUGAGGUUCCGACGCCGACGAGUAAAAGGUCGAGGCAUUCUAGAAAACGGGCUCACAAGAACAAGAAGGGAUUGUUUUCAUGUUUUGGCACCAUUUGUGGAUGUGAGAUUUCCGUUACUUGUGGGCGUGGCCAAAUUUGUUGA
Molecule: messenger RNA, 1212 nt
Organism: Hibiscus syriacus
Lineage: Eukaryota; Viridiplantae; Streptophyta; Magnoliopsida; Malvales; Malvaceae
Exons: 1
Coding region: 1-1212 (403 amino acids)
Biological process (GO): defense response
Source: RefSeq, a predicted model, not a curated record